This is a messenger RNA of Scatophagus argus, 10443 nucleotides long. RefSeq names its product laminin, alpha 2 (gene lama2). Gene Ontology annotation, molecular function: extracellular matrix structural constituent; signaling receptor binding. Gene Ontology annotation, cellular component: basement membrane. Gene Ontology annotation, biological process: cell adhesion; regulation of embryonic development; regulation of cell adhesion. NCBI's taxonomy places the organism in Eukaryota, Metazoa, Chordata, Actinopteri, Scatophagidae. The transcript has 74 exons. The record is from RefSeq and is a predicted model, not a curated record. Bases 113 to 9634 code for a protein of 3173 amino acids.
UUGGGGGCAACUUCUGUAAAACUUCUGACAUUCAACGCUGAGUCGCGCGAGAGGCCAGCGCCGUCUGCCACUGAGCGCGCGCUACCAUAAUCAAACCUCGAGAUUGGACGAAAUGAGGCGACUCCGGCUCGUGCUUCUGGCCGCGUUGCUAUGGCGAUGCUGUCAUGCCCAGCAGAGAGGACUGUUCCCGGCUGUGUUGAACCUGGCAUCCAUGGCAGAUAUAACAGCUAAUGCUACCUGCGGUUCAUCGGGUCCAGAGAUGUUCUGUAAGCUGGUGGAACAUGUACCAGGCCAGCCUGUUAGAAACCCUCAGUGUCGAAUCUGCAACCAAAGGAGUGCCAAAACAUAUGAACUUCAUCCCAUAGAAUAUGCAAUAGAUGGGACCAAUCAGUGGUGGCAAAGCCCCUCUAUCAAGAAUGGAAUGGAGUACCACUAUGUGACUAUCACGCUUGACUUGAAACAGGUUUUCCAGAUCGCCUAUGUGAUCGUGAAGGCAGCCAACUCGCCUCGCCCAGGUAACUGGAUCUUAGAGCGUUCGAUAGACGGUGUGACCUUCGAACCCUGGCAGUACUACGCCAUCACGGACACAGAGUGCCUGACGAGAUUCAACAUUAACCCACGGAGAGGACCUCCGUCCUACACCAGAGAUGAUGAAGUCAUCUGCACGUCUUUUUAUUCGAAGAUUCACCCUCUGGAGAAUGGAGAGAUCCACACGUCUUUGAUCAAUGGCCGUCCGAGUGCAGAUGACCCCUCGCCGACCCUGCUGAACUUCACCUCUGCCCGUUACAUCAGGCUGGUGCUCCAGCGAAUCAGAACACUGAAUGCUGACCUCAUGACUCUGACACUCCGUGACCACAAAGAUAUCGACCCCAUCGUGACGAGACGGUACUACUACUCCAUUAAGGACAUCUCGGUCGGAGGCAUGUGUAUCUGUUACGGCCACGCCAAAGCCUGUCCGCUCAACACUGUUACAAAGAAGUUUAGCUGUGAAUGUGAACACAACACAUGCGGGGAGAGCUGUGAUCGUUGUUGCCCUGGUUACCACCAGCAGGCCUGGAUGGCUGGAACCUUCCACACUCGACAUAUCUGUGAGAAGUGUAACUGCCAUGGUAAGGCAGAGGAGUGCUACUUCAAUCAGACAGUCGCAGACCUGUCACUCAGCCUGGACAGCCAUGGUCAGUACAGAGGGGGCGGAGUCUGUAUCAGUUGUCGUGACAACACAGCUGGAAUCAACUGUCAGACAUGCAUUGAUGGAUUUUACAGACCCUCUGCGGUGAGCGCUGAGGAGGAGAACCCCUGCAUCCCCUGCUCAUGUGACUCGCACGGUUCUAUCAGCCAAUCGUGUGUCCGAGAUUCAAGCCAGGCUACGCCCAGCCAGCCAGCAGGGUCAUGCCGGUGUAAGGAGGGUUUUGGGGGUCUGCGAUGUGACAGGUGUGCUGUCGGUUAUAUGGGCUACCCGUCCUGCCAGCGCUGCAACUGCAGUGUUGAAGGAAGCACCAACGAUGACCCUUGUAUAACACCCUGUGUGUGCAAGGAAAACGUGGAGGGGGAAAACUGCGACCGUUGUAAACUGGGAUUCUAUAAUCUUCAAGGUGACAAUCGACGCGGCUGUGAAAAGUGCUCCUGUAUGGGCGUAGCCAGUCAGUGCUUUGCCUCCACAUGGACCUAUCAGAAUGAGACCACUCUGACGGGCUGGCACCUGGUGGGAGAUACAGGAAGAACAGUGUGGUCUGUUCACAGACAGACGCCUCCGUAUCUGAGCGUCCGACACUCAGAUGUUGUGACUGAUCUUGGCUCAGCCUACUACUGGAACGCACCUGGACUAUACCUGGGAAACAAGCUCCCGGCCUAUGGAGGGAGUGUGGUCUACACUGUGUCUUAUAAUAUAGACCAACAAGAGCAAAUGGCCAUCAGAGUCACCUCAGAACCUGACUUAAUCAUAGAGGGAGGCGGGAUCAAAAUUAUUGACCGAAGGUUUGGCCAGCCUGUGUACCCGUCCUCACCAAGCACCAACCACAUCGUUCUCCUCCCAGAGAACUUCCUGGUUUUGGAGAGCGCGCAGCCGAUUGGUCGGAGGGAUUUCUUGUCUCUGUUAGCCAACGUGACCAGAGUGAUGGUCCGAGCCUCCUACAGCACAGACCCCAGCGCUGUGUACAGACUUCACUCAUUCUCAAUGCAGGUAGCUAAUCCAUCUGCUAGAGGAGACAGGAGAGCAUCGGCUGUAGAAAUCUGCUCGUGUCCUCCUGGAUAUGCUGGAACUUCCUGUGAGACGUGUAUUCCUGGUUUUCGGAGGGUCAACGGGAUCUUGUAUAGCGGCGUGUGUGAAGCUUGUGAUUGCCACGGGCACGCCAGUCAUUGCCACGAAGUCACGGGACACUGCCUGGAUUGCUUCCACCACACGACGGGCCACCACUGUGACACCUGCCUACCUGGUUACUACGGCAACGCCACCCGUGGGUCACCUGCGGACUGCCAGCCCUGCACCUGCCCGCUCAAUCUUCCUAGCAACAAUUUCAGCCCCACCUGCCACCUAAGUGAGGAAGGGGAGUUGCUGUGCGACCAGUGUCAGCCUGGAUACACAGGACCACGAUGUGACAGAUGUUCCAAUGGAUACUACGGCCAGCCCACCGUGCCAGGGAGUUCAUGCCAGCCCUGUGAUUGCCAUGGCAACCUGGACCUAUCCAUACCUGGCAGCUGUGAUCCAAUCACAGGCCAAUGUCUGCACUGCCGUCGAGGUUAUGGCGGCGCGCGUUGCGACAGUUGUGCUGAAGGUUACUAUGGAGAUGCCAUCACAGCAAAAAACUGCCAGCCCUGUCAGUGCCACACUAAUGGCUCUGUAUCUGAGGUGUGCAGUAAGGAGACUGGACAGUGCCGGUGCAGAGAAAACGUGGUCGGACGACAGUGCGACGAGUGCAUGCCUCAGACUCACGGCAUCACCACAGGUGGAGUGUGCGUCCCGUGUCACUGUAACUCCUUUGGCUCCAAGUCGUUUGACUGUGAUGAGAACGGUCAGUGUCGGUGCCAGCCGGGCGUCACUGGACCCAAAUGUGACCGGUGCUCCCGUGGAUUCUUCAACUUCCAGGAGGGCGGCUGCACACCCUGUCAGUGCAGUCACGUGGGGAAUAACUGUGAUGCUAACACAGGACAGUGUAUCUGUCCUCCGAACACCAUUGGUGAGAGGUGUGACCGCUGCGCUCCCAACCACUGGGGCCAUGAUAUCAUCACGGGAUGCAAGGAAUGUGGCUGCAGUGUGAUCGGCUCGGUCACCCAGCAGUGUAACGUCAACACAGGCUGCUGCUUCUGUCACGACUCCUUCAGAGGGGAGAAAUGCAACGAAUGUCAAAUUGGAUAUAGGGACUUUCCUCAGUGCACCCAGUGCGAGUGCAACAUCGCAGGAUCGGACAGCCAGACCUGCGACCUGGAGAGGCAAGUGUGUGCGUGCGCAGACCGAACGGGGAAGUGUAGCUGCAAGGCAAAUGUGGAAGGAGACAACUGCGACCGCUGUAAGCCAGACACGUUUGGCUUGUCGGUACGAAACCCGCACGGCUGCAGCAAGUGCUACUGUUACGGACUGACGCAGUACUGCACAGAGGCCCCAGGGCUCAUCAGGAUGUGGUUAACGCUGAAGCCUGAGCAGACGGUGCUCCCCCUGGUGGACAAAUCCAACACUGUGGAGACGAGGAGAGGAGUGAGCUUCCAGCACCCUGAGAUCCUCGCCCAUGCAGAGCUGGUCACCUCGACUCUCUCUGAACCCUACUACUGGAAACUGCCAGAACAGUUCAGCGGCUCUAUGAUCACGGCGUACGGUGGCCAGUUGAAAUACGCUGUGUACUACGAGGCCAGAGAUGAAACCGGCCCCUCCUCCUAUGAGCCUCAGGUCAUCAUUAAGGGCGGUCCUAACCGCAAUAUCUUGAUGACACGUCACAUACCAGGCCUCCAGAUUGGUCAGCUCACCCGCCACGAGAUCGACAUGACGGAGCAUGAGUGGACGUACGCAGAUGGCCGGUCCAUGACUCGAGAGGACUUCAUGGACAUUUUGUUCUAUGUGGACUACAUCCUAAUAAAGGCAUCACAUGGAAACUUGAUGCGACACAGCCGUAUUUCAGAAAUCAGCCUAACGGUGGCCGAAGAAGGCAGACCAACCAAAGAGAGCGAGAGAGCGCAGCAGAUAGAGAAGUGUGACUGUCCUGUCGGAUACUCUGGGCUCUCCUGUGAGGAGUGUGCUGCAGGUUUCUACCGCCUUCGUGCUGGUUCUCUGGCAUCUGCUCCAGCGUCCAGGGUGCCCACUGCUGCCGGCAUGGGCAGCUGUGUUCAGUGCCAAUGCAGUGGGCACUCUUCCACCUGUGACCCUGAGACCUCCAUAUGCCAGAACUGCCAAGACAACACGGAGGGCGAUCGAUGCGAACGCUGCGCUCCGGGAUUCUACGGUGUGGUCCGAGGUUUUGUCGAUGACUGUAAACCCUGCGCCUGUCCCCUCACCAACCCGCAGAACAAUUUCAGUCCAACCUGUGUAGCGGAGGGAUUCGAUGACUACCGAUGUACAGCCUGUUCGGAGGGAUAUGAGGGCAAAUACUGUGAGAGGUGUGCUACUGGUUACCAUGGUAACCCGCAGAUGCCCGGCGGCCGCUGCGAAGAGUGUAAGUGUUCCUUGUGGGGGGCGUUGCCUGGACCGUGUGACCCAGUCACGGGCCAAUGCCGCUGCAGGGUCGGUGCAUCGGGAAAGUCGUGUGACCAGUGCAUGGACAGGCAUGUGUGUGGACCAGCUGGGAUCAUCUCCUGUGAUGAUGAAUGCUCGGGUCUGUUGAUCAGUGAUAUGGAUCGCCUGUAUCGCAUCAUCACUGAGGUCACGCUGACCACACCCCUCCCACCACCUUAUAAGGUGUUGUACCGCUUCGAGAACAUGACAGAGGAACUGAAGCACAUGCUGUCACCUCAGAAGGCUCCGGAGAGAUUACUGCAACUGGCCGACUCCAACCUGGAGUCGCUGGUCGUUGAGAUGGACCAGCUGCACAGUCGGGCCACUAAGGUGUCUGCUGACGGAGAGCAGGUUGAGGAUGAUGCUGACAGGAUUCAUAAACGAGCUGAGGACCUGGAGCAGUUCAUCAGGGAUACACUGCUGGGAGCUAAAGACCUCCAGUUAAAGGCUGCCGAGUUGAACCAGACUCUCUCGCGGGGAGAUGGAACUCCAGACAAAAGCCUGAAGGAGAUGAAGGAGGAGAUCCAGGCCAUGCUAGCCGAGAUGAGAGAACGACAGCUGGGAGGGAGGAAGAGCAUCGCUGAGGAGGAGAAGGACCUUGCGGAGGAGCUGUAUCAGAAAGUGAAGAGAUUAUUUGGUGACCCCCAUCAGGCCACAGAAGACCUGAAAGCAGAGAUAAAAGAGAAGCUCUCCGACCAUGAGGGGAAGCUCCAGGAGGCCCAGGAUCUGGUCCACUCCGCUCAGGGAAAGACGAGGCAGGCUGGCUCACUGGCAGAACAAAACAAAGCUAACCUCACAGCCUUGGAGAGGAAGCGCUCUGCGGUGAGCGGAGUGAAGCAGGAAGCACAGGAGGUCCUUGGGGAAGGAGAACGUCUGCUGGAUGAAGCAAACCAGCUUUCUGACAACAUUAACAAGGAGAUAGAGGACUUGGAGGAGAUGGAAAGAGACCUGGAUCCUCUUCACAACCGGCUGAAUGAUAAAGUCGGUCGCCUCACCAAUGGUUUAAGUGACGGCAGCCUGGCUAAUCACGUGCACGAUGCAGAGGAACACGCCAAGCAGCUGAACGAAUCUGCCGCCCUGCUGGACGGGAUUUUAGCCGAAGCUAAAAAUCUGUCCUUCAAUGCAACAGCUGCCUUCAAGGCCUAUAGCAACAUUAAAGCUAAUGUUGAUGCAGCGGAGAAAGAGGCAAAGGCAGCCAAGCAGAGGGCAAGUGAGGCACUGGCAAUGGCUUUGGGUCCAGAGGUCCCAGUUAAGGAAGCAGCUCAAGGUGCCCUUCAGAAGAGUCGCAGACUGCUAAACCAAGCUAAACAACUUCAGAAUGAUGUUGAAGAGAAUGCAGAUAGUGUGGCCUCACUGAAGGGUAGAGUUAAAGCAGCAAGAGACAAAACCAAAGACCUGCUGAAAGCUGUCAACGGAACCAUGGAAACGCUCCACGCUAUCCCCAAUGACACAGCAGUUAAGCUAGCAGCCACAAAGGCUGUAGCAGCAGAUGCUAACGCCACAGCCAUCGACGUCCUGGAGCGCCUUGGGGACUUGAACCUGCAGCUCCACGGCCUACAGAGGAACUACAGUGACCUGGAGGACACUGUCAAUACAGCCAAUCAGAUGAUCCAGGACCCGGAGAAAAACACCAUCAUCCACGCUGCAGGAGCUAAAGUGAAGGACUUAGAGGAUGAGGCUGACCGGCUGUUGGAGAAGCUGGAGCCAAUCAAAAAGCUGCAGGACAAUUUGAGGCGAAACAUCUCACAAAUCAAGGAGCUGAUCAACCAAGCCAGGAAACAAGCUAAUUCAAUCAAAGUAUCAGUGUCAUCAGGUGGUGACUGUCUCCGUAGUUACCGCCCUGAUAUCAGGAAAGGGAGGUACAACACCAUCACCCUCCACGUUAAGACCACCACCCCUGAUAACCUGCUCUUCUACCUGGGAUCAGCCAAAUAUGUUGACUUCCUCGCCUUAGAGAUGCGUAAGGGGAAGGUGAAUUUCCUGUGGGAUGUGGGUUCAGGCGUGGGGAGGGUCGAAUAUCCCCAUCUCACCAUCCACGAUGGGAACUGGCACAGAAUAGAGGCGUCUCGUAAUGGGCUGAAUGGCACCAUAUCAGUAUAUCCUCUGGAAGGCACUAUGGCUGGUAUGAUGCCGACCCCGGCCAGUGCCAACUCACCCACAGCCUACACCAUCUUGGACGUGGACCAGAACGCCUACCUGUUUGUAGGAGGAAUACUCGGCACUGUCAAGAAAGCAGAUGCAGUCAGAACAUCAACGUUCACGGGGUGCAUGGGGGAGACCUUCCUGGAUGGUAAACCCAUUGGACUGUGGAACUACAGAGAGAGACAGGGAGACUGCAAAGGAUGUGCUGUCAGCCCCCAGCGUUCAGAUGCUGAGGGGACAGUUCAGCUGGAUGGUGAAGGCUACGCCGCAGUGGGACGACCCACCAGGUGGAACCCCAAUGUUUCCACCGUGACCUUUAAAUUUCGCACAUUCUCCUCCGAUGCCCUGCUCAUGUAUUUGGCUACUGAAGAUAUGAAGGACUUCAUGUCCCUGGAGCUGUCAGAGGGCAAGGUGAAGGUGAACUUUGACCUCGGGUCAGGAGUUGGCAGUGCCAUAACAGCUAACCGCCACAAUGAUGGACGCUGGAAAUCCCUCACCAUGUCACGGAACAAGAAACAAGCCACGGUGACUGUUGUGGACAUCGACAGCGGCGCUGAGGAGAAGUUAGUGGUCACAUCUCAAGGUUCAGCUACUGGUUUGAACCUUAAAGAAAACCAGAAGAUCUAUUUUGGAGGGCUGCCUACCAUUGGAAACUACAGCAUGACAGCCAGGCCAGAGAUCAUUCUGAAGCGCUAUGCCGGAUGCCUUCGGGAGAUUGAAGUGUCCAGGACUCCAUAUAAUCUCCUCAGCAGUUCAGAUUAUACUGGGGUGACUAAAGGAUGUAAUGUAGAGAACCUGUACACGGUCAGUUUCUCUAAGCCGGGAUACAUGGAGCUGGGCGGCCUGUCGCUGUCAGCUGGCACAGAGAUCAGCCUGUCGUUCAGCACUCUGGCAGACACCGGCACCAUAUUACUGGCUGUAGGUGGAGCUCCAGCAAUCAGCCAGCAGGCCCGAAACGCAAACAGUGUGAUCUCCAAGAGGAGACGCAGGCAGUCUGUGGAGCCUUACCUCUCAGUCAUGCUGAACAAAGGCUCUCUGGAGGUCCUGGUGUUUACCGGCAGCCACAGUCCACGUCGUGUCGUCAGACGGCCUGAGCAAGGCAUCCUGAAUGAUGGGAGAGAGCAUUCGCUGCGCAUAGAGAGGCUUGCCGGCAGAUCUUUUGCGGUUCAGGUAGACGAGGAGGCCAAGAGGGAGGCAGCGCUUCCUAACGACCAGCCAGUGAGCUUGCAGCGCAUCUUCCUUGGUGGUAUUCCCGCAGAAGUGGAGCAGACGUCCAACAGGGCCAACGUCCCAUUCCAGGGAUGCAUAUGGAACCUCAUGAUCAACUCUGUUCUCUCAGAUUUCUCCCAGCCCGUAUCCUUUGAGAACGCUGAAAUCGGCCAGUGCCCCAACCUCGCACCGCUGCCGCCGCCUCCACCUCUUCUGCCGGAUGAGGAGGAGCUCGAGAAGGAAAAGGAGGAGUCGAAGCCACUGAGGCCUCCGGUGACCCCAGCUCCCGUUACGCCCCCUCCAGGUCCUCCUGCUGAGGCCACGCCCCCUGCCGCACCUGCUACCACGCCCACUGCUGCUGCAGCCCCUCCCACUGCUAAACAGGAGCACAGCGCUGACAUGGAUUCGUGUGCAUCAGCUGUGGCCCCGACAGCACUCGAGAACGCUUAUCAGUUUGGACUGACCAGGAACAGCCACAUGAGCUUCGCCUUCGACGACACCAAAGUCAGAGAGAGGCUUAUACUGGAGUUUGAGCUGAGGACGAGGGAGGAGUCCGGUCUCGUUCUCUACAUGGCGAGAAUCAACCACGCUGACUUUGUUUCCAUACAGAUCAAAGACGGACAGGUUUGUCUUGGUUACGAUCUCGGUCAUGGAAACAUAUCCGGCUGCGUCCCCUUCUCCAUCAAUGACGGGAACUGGCACAAGAUCCGUGUGAGUCGUAACAAGCAGAGGGGUCUGCUUAUGGUUGACGGGCGAUACAGUAAACAGAUGACCAGCCCAAAGAAGGCUGACCUGUUGGACGUGGUGGGAGUGCUGUAUGUGGGCGGAUUACCUCAAAACUACACCACCAAGAGAAUAGGACCGAUUCUCUACAGCAUCAAUGGAUGUGUCCGUAACUUAAAGAUGGUGGGAAGUCCUGUAAGCACUAAAUCAGCCACUACAGGUCGCAUUGAAGCUGUCAAUGAGGACUUUAAAUUGAACAUGGCCACGCCCACUUCGAGUCACAUGGUAGGAAGAUGCUUUGUCGCUACCGAGGCGGGCACCUAUUUUGACGGCACUGGUUUCCUGAAAGCAGUCCCUUCUUACAGAGUGGGUCUAGAUGUGUCCAUAGCAUUAGAGUUCAGAACCAGCAGAACCAAUGGAGUGCUUUUGGCCGUCAGUAACCAAGACAGCGACGGACUGGGACUGGAGAUCGUCCAGGGCAAGCUGCUCUUCCACGUUGACAACGGAGCUGGCCGAAUCACAGCUGAGCACACGCCCGAGGGGGAAGGCUUCUGUGACGGCCAGUGGCACUCCGUCACGGCCGCCAAGCAUCGCCACAGGGUGGAGCUGGUGGUCGACGGGAGGCAGAGCCAGGCGGAGAGUCCCAACCCGCGUUCCAACACGUGUGACACCAACGACCCCAUCUAUGUCGGAGGAUAUCCUGAUGGAGUCCGUCAGGCGGCUCUCUCUACCAGCACUUCCUUCAGAGGUUGUUUGAGGAGCCUGAAGAUCACCAAGGCUUCUAAGACCAUGGAUGUGCAGUUCAACAAGGCUCUGGAGCUUAAAGGAGUCCAGCCUCUCUCCUGCCCUGCUGUGGCUGCCUAACCUGCCACUGAGCUUUGUGUUUUUUGAUAGUUUCCCCGAUACAGUACUUCUCCAUGGAAAUGCACUGGGCACGUUGUUUUAAUAACAAAAAAAUGUAAAUUUAUCCCAUUUGUUGAAAUUAAUUUUAACAAACAUCUGUACAACAUCUCAAAAAUUCUUUAGGUCCACCCCCACAUUUUCAAUAAGAGACCCUGCUGAUCUGGUCAAUCUGGUAAUGGCUACUCACUGAGGACCCAAAAGUCUUUUAAAAUGUGCUUUAGAGUUGGUCCACCACGUUUUUGAGAAGGAAGAUGUUAGUGUUAAUACCUGUGCUGUGGUUCCAGGUGCUCACAGUGUUAAUUAUAUGUUGGGAUGUGAACUUUAAAUCAGUUUUGUGUUUCAGUGAAAUCCCUCUCGCAGAGGCAGAACAGCAUAAUUUGAGUCCUUUGAUUAUAAUAUUUUACCCUUGUUAAACAAACUAAGAAAAUUACAGUGUAUUAUCCGUGUGUGUGUGUGCGUGUCCUACAUAAACCUUGUUCCCUGCACACCAGUUGAGAAAGUCUAAAUCAUUUCAUCGCUCACUUUUUCUUUCCUAACGGAAUAGUUUAAACAGAAGCGAACAUCAUGUAGGCGUCCUGUUUUUAGAGUUCAAAAAGUGACCAAAGAGAGAAAAAAGUCAACAUCUCUAAAGCCAGAAGAGUUUAGGUCCAGAUUAUAUUUCAUUUCCUAAUUACAUAAGAAAUAACGUGUAAAUCUGGGACAGGAAUAAAAGUAGUAAAGUGCUACAACACACGGUGAUGAUGGUGAGAGCAUCUUUUUUUUGGGGGGGG